ACCUUCUGCUACAGUUCCAUCAAGUUCAGCGACAGAGUUUCAAGAAAGUGCGCUGCGUGUGUGACUGCGAACUGGGUGCUGCGAUGUGUGAGUGAAUGCGUUCUUGUUGACUUUGUCACAGAAUUGGAAAACGAUUGAUGAAUGUGAAUGUGCUAUCGAGUUAACCGGGAGAACAACAGACAAACGAGCGGAAAGGAAAGGCGCGAAGAAAGAUACACUCUGACGAUUAUACUUUGCCCGGACCACGCAAAAUCAUCACCAAUCAUCGGGGGCGUGUGUGAGGACGUGUUGUGUGUUACCGCUCGUUCUCCCGUUCACCAUUUUACCUGAACUGGUGAAGAGAUAUUGCACCCACCGGAACAACCAGUGUAAUCGGCGGACUGCCAUCUAUUCCGUUCCUUGUCCUAAGUCUAUUGCAUCUCGGGAAACCGUGUGAACGAGUGUGUUGAGUGUGGCACGCAUCUGCAGCACCCAUGAAUGUGUGCGCGUGUGAGAAGUAUGCAAGUUUUGCUGUGUAGUAAUAAUGGUUGGUAUGUUUGAGUGAGAUUGUGCGAAUGUUUGCUGUAAACCGACGUCGGCGACGAGUAUACGUGGAGGAGAUUUGAAAACAGAGAGACCUCGAAUCUCCCAUAACUCUGUGCGGUGUGUGUCCUAUUCGUACGAGAAUAUAGCUCCGCUUCGAACAGUGCCCAUCGAUCUUCAAAAGAGAGAACAAGACUGAUGACCAACAUCUUCUAUGUUUGACUUGCCUGGGUAACGGUGCAAAGGAGAGAGCUCAUAUUUAACAAGCCCCGAUCGCAAGGAUAAUAACAGCCACUGCAGGGGUGCGUAAACCAAGUAAUUUACCGAUAAGGCAACUAGAACGGACAAUACCCAAAUCAGUGCAUCCUUUCAACGAACAACGAACCAACCUCCACCACCAUUACCAACAUCACCAUCCCCCCCACUGUCGUCACCCUGCAGCGGAACUGUAGAAUGAUCGUCUCCUCGACUGAACGAGGGUGAAUGCGGAAGGAUGAAUGCGUAACCAAGGACGACGUCAAGCAAAUCAACAAUCUCGACUGAUUUGAGAAUGUUGUCGGAAGGACCGCUUUGCAAGGGACCAGCAGCACAGUAAGCGUGUAAGGAACGAGUGAACGAGAGUGUGCAAGAAGCGCAUUUUUAAAGGAAAAAUUUGCUGAAUUUGUUUAAACCUUUGUUGCCGUCAACACAACCGACGUUAUCGUAGACGAAAAGUUGGAAAAAUUAAGCUCGCGCAACGCUUGGUUUGAACAAAUCCUCGAGGUGUGUGGUGUUGUAUAUACACAACAGCGUGUGGAUAGAAGCGUGCAUGUGUGUGUGUGUAUGUGUUGAAUAUUAAAGCGGACUGUUUGUGGUGAGAGUGUGUGAAAGAUUAUUGUGAGAAGGACGCAAUUGCAUCAAUAAAAGUGUGCAGUCCGAUUGUUUCAACUCUACAGUCAAGCGAAUCGGUUGAACGGCAGUAACGAUGGCUAUUCCAAUGAUACGCCUCGACGAGGCGAACCAAUUGUUGGACUUUUCGAAAAAGCUUGACAUUGACCUGCUGGACAACAUCGUCUCAUGCUUGUACAAUAGCACCGGCGAACAGCUGCGCCUCGCUCAGACGGUGCUGACGACACUAAAGGAGCACCCGGAUGCGUGGACGCGCGUUGACAGCAUACUGGAGUUUUCACAGAACCAGCAGACGAAAUUCUACGCACUGCAGAUCCUGGAGGAAGUGAUCAAGACGCGCUGGAAAAUUCUGCCCCGCAACCAGUGCGAAGGCAUCAAGAAGUAUGUGGUGGGGCUGAUCAUCAAGACGUCACAGGAUCCAGCAAUGAUGGAAGCGAACAAGGUUUACCUAAACAAGCUGAACAUCAUCCUGGUGCAGAUACUGAAGCGCGAGUGGCCAAACAACUGGGAAACGUUCAUCAGCGACAUUGUCGGCGCGUCCAAGACCAACGAGACGCUGUGCCAGAACAACAUGAUCAUCCUGAAACUGCUCAGCGAGGAGGUGUUUGACUUUUGCUCGGGUCAGAUCACGCAAACGAAGGCGAAGCAUCUGAAGGACACCAUGUGCUCGGAGUUUGCGCAGGUCUUCACGCUGUGCCAGUUUGUGCUGGAGAAUUCCCUGAACGCGCCACUAAUCUCGGCGACGCUGCAGACGCUGCUAAAGUUUCUCAACUGGAUCCCGCUCGGCUACAUCUUUGAGACGAAGCUGAUCGACAUGUUGGUCUGUCGCUUUCUGACGAUACCGAUGUUUCGCAACAUCACGAUCAUGUGCCUGUCGGAGAUUGCGGGCCUGCAGCUGCCGAACUACGAUCACGUGUUCAUUGCCUUAUUCAAGCAGACGAUGGAGCAGUUUGACACGAUGAUACCGCCGAACACGAACAUGAACCAGAUCUACAUGAACGGGUCGGACGACGAGCAGUGCUUCGUGCAGAACCUGGCCAUGUUCCUGUGCACCUUUUUGCGGGUGCACGCGACGCUGGUGGAGAAGCGGGACACAAUGGAGGUGGUGCUGAAGGCGCUCGACUAUCUGGUAAUGAUUUCCGAGGUCGAGGAUGUGGAAAUCUUCAAGAUCUGCUUAGAGUACUGGAACAGCCUGACCGGCGAACUGUACAAAGAGGCGCACACCUCCAGCCAGCGGCGCACCUUCUACCACAAGAUCCUGUCGAAGGUGCGUUACAUCAUGAUUUCGCGCAUGGCCAAACCGGAGGAGGUGUUGGUGGUGGAGAACGAGAACGGCGAGGUCGUACGCGAGUUCAUGAAGGACACAAAUAGUAUUAAUCUGUACAAGAAUAUGCGCGAAACACUUGUCUACCUGACGCAUCUCGACUAUGCCGACACGGAGCGCAUCAUGACGGACAAGCUGAACAACCAGGUGAACGGUAGCGAGUUUUCGUGGAAGAACCUGAACACGCUCUGCUGGGCGAUCGGUUCCAUCUCCGGCGCGUUCUUCGAGGAGGACGAGAAACGCUUCCUCGUGACGGUCAUCAAGGAGUUGCUGGGGCUGUGCGAGCACAAAAAAGGCAAAGACAACAAGGCUAUCAUUGCGUCCAACAUAAUGUACGUGGUCGGACAGUAUCCACGCUUUUUGCGGGCUCACUGGAAGUUCCUCAAGACGGUCGUGAACAAGCUGUUCGAGUUUAUGCAUGAAACGCACGACGGUGUACAGGACAUGGCCUGUGAUACUUUCAUCAAGAUAGCGCUCAAAUGCCGCCGGCACUUUGUCCAGCUACAACCAAACGAAUCCUGCACCUUCAUCGAAGAAAUUCUGGCAACGAUGAGUAGCAUCAUUUGCGAUCUACAGCCUCAGCAGGUUCAUACGUUUUAUGAAGCGGUCGGAUACAUGAUCUCUGCUCAGGCCGACCAGGUGCAGCAAGAUAUUCUGAUCGAAAAGUAUAUGAUGCUGCCGAAUCAGGUUUGGGACGAUAUCAUCUCACAAGCGACCAAGAACGUGGACAUAUUGAAGGACAUGGGCGCAGUGAAGCAGCUCGGCAGCAUACUUAAAACGAAUGUACGUGCUUGUAAAGCUCUGGGCCAUUCGUACGUUUCGCAGCUUGGGCGCAUCUAUCUCGAUAUGCUGAACGUGUACAAGAUAAUGUCGGAAAACAUUACGCAAGCAAUUUCGCUGAACGGACUGUCGAUCAACAACCAGCCGCUGAUAAAGGCGAUGCACGUCGUGAAGAAGGAAACGCUGACGCUCAUCUCGGAGUGGGUAUGGAAGUCGAACGAUCCGAAGAUGGUGAUGGAAAAUUUCAUUCCGCCCCUGCUCGAGGCAGUGCUGUUCGAUUAUCAGCGCACGAAGGUCCCCAAUGCACGAGAACCGCUUGUGCUUAGCACGAUGGCAUCGAUUGUGAACCGGCUGCAGGCUGUGAUCACGCCGGAGAUACCAAAAAUCUUUGACGCGCUGUUCGACUGCACGCUGGACAUGAUCAACAAAAACUUCGAAGACUACCCACAGCAUCGUACGAACUUCUACGAGCUGCUUCAAGCGGUCAACAUGUACUGCUUCAAAGCGUUCUUGAGCAUUCCGCCCGAACAGUUCAAGCUCGUGUUUGAUUCCAUCGUGUGGGCGUUCAAGCACACGAUGCGAAACGUGGCCGACACUGGCUUAAACAUACUUAUGCAGAUGCUGCAAAAUCUCGAACAGCACCCGCAAGCCGCGCAAAGCUUCUAUCAAACUUACUACACGGAUAUCCUGAUGCAGAUCUUCUCCGUUGUAACGGACACGUCGCACACGGCAAGCUUGCAAAACCAUGCCACGAUCCUGGCGUACAUGUUUUCACUGGUGGAAGCCGGUCGCAUUACGGUCAAGCUCGGACCCUCGGACGACAACGUGCUAAACAUUCAGGAGUAUGUGGCGAUGCUGCUCAAGUCCGCCUUCAGCCACCUGACCGGCAAUCAGAUCAAGAUAUUCGUCACCGGCCUGUUUAACCUUGACCAGGAUGUACACGCAUUUAAGGAGCAUUUACGAGAUUUCCUGAUCCAGAUUAAGGAAGUGACCGGGGAAGACGAUUCCGAUUUGUACCUGGAGGAGCGGGAGAACGAGCUGAAAAAAAUACAGGAAGAAAAACGACGCAUGCUGAUGACGGUUCCGGGCAUGAUGAAUCCGCACGAAAUGCCGGAGGAUAUGCAGGACGAAUAGAGAGAUGGCGGCGCUGCAAAAUGUACAGGGAGAAAAGGUACCGCCGCGAUUUCGCUGUCUGUCCCCCCGACUUCCCUCCUUCAUCCAUCCACCCAUCCUUCUUAUUUUCCAUCUAGCAAUGGCUAGGCAACUACUGCGGGGAUCUCUCUCUCUCUCUCUUGCAAUUCUUAAUUGAUCGUGAAAAAACAACAACCACACACCUGUGUUUCACCAAGCAAAGGUAACCUCUCGUUAUAAGGGAAUAUCAUCGAGAAAUGCACGAGAAAAGGAGGGGGACGGGCGAUAUCGCAAAUAAUAAGUGUGUGCACUAGUGACAAAAGUAGGCCGUGAAUUGGGAAAGCGCGAUCUCUAAGGACAUUAACAGGACAGGACGGCUUACGCUGAUGAUGAUUAUGAUGAUAGAAUCGAUAAGCGUACAACAACACUGAACCCAUGUGAGAAGAGAGGAGGAUAAACAGCAGGCGUGCGCAUAGAAUUUAAGAUUUUUCUUUCUUUUCCUUUUUUUGUUCUGUUCUGCUCUGUCGUUUUGGAAGUAAAUUGGAAUUUUGCGCCUGCAGCAACGGCAGCACCACCCUACCCCCAUUGAACGCCUGAAAGGAUCUUACUUUUAAACCACAAACAGUGUGUGCGUGUGCGCUCGUGUGUUCGUGUUUGUGUGUGUGCGUGUGUGUGCGUGUGCUAAACUGUAGUAUGUAAGCGUGUAUGAUGUGCGCGAGUAUGGUAUUGAGUUGAUGAUAAUGCGAUGAUGAAUGCGUAGUGGUGAGGGGAUUAGUGCACUCCACACUGCAUGGUGGUAGUAUGUGUAUGUACAAAGGAUAAUGCAUCUUUGGUUGAAAAAUGUACCGACAGUAGUACCCACGGAGGAGAAUCUGCUGUGUUUUGCUGUAGGUGAAGGUCAGUAGGAAGUGUUAAGAGUAGACGACGAGCAGCUGCUUCUUCUCUUCUUUUAGACCCCCCCACACACACACACACACACAUACACUAAUGAUAAACAUUUGUGACCGGUUUGCACAUGAAAAACGUGUAUUAUCAGCCUUUGUUAGGGAGUGGGGCUGGGGCUAUUAACGCCCAACUAAAUGAAGUAAUAUUCUAUAUGUUUUAAAGCAUUUUUACACUACCCCCUAAACAUUUCAAAUGCAUUAACAUUUGCCGGCCAGAAGAAUUUCUUUUUUCGUGUUUUUGUUUUGCUUUUCGUGCAACAAUCCCGGACUGCGGACGCUGUUUGUUGGGCAAUUUUGAGAGUUCUUUUUUUUUCAUCUUGCAUCAUUUCAAACACACUCCACACGAGGACAAUAACUUUUCGGCUUAUUGGUUUACAAAUUAAUUAAUUAAUUUCACAAAUGGAUUGUAAAAUUUGCCUAAAGUGUAUGGUACAGGCGAAUCGCUUGUCAAGGGCUUGUUUGAGCUUAUUGGUUCGCAUCAAUUCCCACUAAUACCAGAAGCGUUUACGUUCGCAUCAACAACAAGGGAGGGAACGGUUUGUAAAUAAAACGCGGUAGAAUGUAAACAAUCUACAUUGUUGGGGAGAUGCCUCAAGCAUCCUUCUCCUUCCCCCGAGUACAAGCUUUGUUGUUCUUUUCUUUUCUUUUGGGAACAUUACAAACAAGACUGUGUGGAUUUGUGUUUGUGUGUAUGUAUGUGUGUGUGUGUGUGUGUGUGUGCGCAUUUGUGUGUAAUCCUUACUCGUGUGGUAUAUAACGACAAUGGAUUUUUGCCUUUCUUCCCUGUCCAAUGGAGACCCAUUUUUGAAAAUAGGUUUGACCCUUAUCAUAAACCUAUGCUCAGCAAGUCCAACAUAGAAAUAGGGAGAGUAUUUUGCAUUUUAAAGCAUUGGUAGCUAACCAUUUAAAGCAUCGGCAGGUGGCAGGAGCGGGUGUUUCAAGGGCCAUGUCGUGUACACAGUGUAAUCGCACACACGUGAGCAGUGUUGUUUAAUAUAACACAAACACAAUCGGUCGCGGUGUGAAAACACCACGAGAGAAAACCACCACCACCUAAGUGCAGCUAGUAUGUAAGUGUCGCAUUCGGCGCGUGCAGAUCAGAUGAAAGCAAAAUCAGUGUGUAUGCAAAUUGUAUAUUAUCUUGUUUUUUUUUCUCUCUUAACCUUUCAUCCAACCUUCACGCUAGGAGGGUGAAAUUGUCGCAAUUGUAAAUUCAGAACGCAACAACUAAUAAUGCGUGUUAUUUGGCAUCAAAUGGCAUUGAAACACAUUUAUUUCACACCCCCAGACAUUUAAAAAGCGCGCGACUAAUAAUGUAAUAUCGACAACAACCACAAAUCAUCGAACCAUCGUACGUGAGGAGGAGAACACGCUUCCCUUCUUGUGCGUUUGUGUAAAUGUGUUUUUAACCGAUAGAGAGAGAAAAGAGAGUCCAUUUUGCGCUAUUCAAGCACUAAAUUAUCGAAAGGAUUGAAAGCAAAACACACACGCAACACAACAUAACAUACACACAAAGCGGAAGUGUGCUCCUGCAGCACGCGCGGUACUAGUAGUAACAGACAGUUGAUAGUAGUAGUGUUGGAGCGCCGCGCAUCUCCCGUUUCGUAGAUUGUAAGCUGCUUAGCGAUAGUGCACCCCCCCUCUCCACCCCCUCUCCCCGUCGGGGGUCAUCACAGGUUCGUGCACUGAACAAAUUACACCUUUUUUUCGUUUGCGUGUUUGCGGUUUAUAUACGAGCGAUGAUGGAGAAUGAAUGUGUGUGUUUGUCUGUUUGUCUGUGUGUGUGUGUGUGUACGCGCGUGAGUUUACAUUGAAUGGUGAAGCUGGAGAAUGUCCUUUCAAAACAGUGUGUUGGGGACACAACAGUAGUGGUGGGUUUCUUUUCCUUUCUACUUCUUCGUUUUAAUAAUUACUAAGCAAAGUUGUUGCGUGCGAGCGUGAAUGUGUUUUUUUUCUUCUUCUUGCUCUUUCUCCGGCAAAGGGUGGAAGUAAAAUUGCACUGUGUGUGACGAUGUUUAACACACACCUACAAAAACACCUUGAAAACCUGUCACACGUCCGACAAAAGCGAGGAAAUGAGGGGGAAAAGAAAAAAAAGCAGUGCAAAAGCAGGUGGAAUGCAACAUAGAAUAAAAAAAAA
Messenger RNA from Anopheles arabiensis, 7729 nucleotides. It is a transcript of the gene emb, whose product is annotated as exportin-1. The record is from RefSeq and is a predicted model, not a curated record. Gene Ontology annotation, cellular component: nucleus; cytoplasm. Bases 1487 to 4648 code for a protein of 1053 amino acids. Gene Ontology annotation, molecular function: small GTPase binding; nuclear export signal receptor activity. Gene Ontology annotation, biological process: protein export from nucleus; ribosomal small subunit export from nucleus; ribosomal large subunit export from nucleus. The transcript has 12 exons. Lineage: Eukaryota; Metazoa; Arthropoda; Insecta; Diptera; Culicidae.